This is a messenger RNA of Lottia gigantea (owl limpet), 339 nucleotides long. RefSeq lists its product as hypothetical. The transcript has a single exon. Gene Ontology annotation, molecular function: serine-type endopeptidase inhibitor activity. The record is from RefSeq and is a predicted model, not a curated record. Bases 1 to 339 code for a protein of 112 amino acids. NCBI's taxonomy places the organism in Eukaryota, Metazoa, Mollusca, Gastropoda, Lottiidae.
AUGUUCGACCUGUCUUUACCAAAAUUCAAACUAGGAUCUGAAGUGACUUUAAACUCGGCUCUACAAGAACUAGGCAUUAAGCAACUGUUCGGAUCCGCUGAUCUUUCUGGUAUUACUGGACAACAGGGAUUAAAUGUAGAUUCGGUUAUCCAAAAGGCUGUAUUGGAAGUGACCGAGAAAGGAACGAAGGCAGCUGCUGUAACAGGGAUCGCUAUUGUCGAGAUGGCCUUCUCUCUGAAGACUGUAACCGUCAACCAUCCAUUCAUGUUCGUUCUACGUGACAUGAAGACCAAAACUAACCUCUUCCUGGGCAGAUACACCGAUCCACGAUCUACAUAG